Ceratosolen solmsi marchali is the source of this 720-nucleotide messenger RNA. RefSeq names its product pancreatic triacylglycerol lipase. Gene Ontology annotation, molecular function: lipase activity; serine hydrolase activity. Gene Ontology annotation, biological process: lipid catabolic process. Bases 141 to 617 code for a protein of 158 amino acids. Lineage: Eukaryota; Metazoa; Arthropoda; Insecta; Hymenoptera; Agaonidae. The transcript is spliced from 3 exons. The record is from RefSeq and is a predicted model, not a curated record.
UCCUACAGUUCCACAAACUCUUCAGCCCGGAAAUUCGUGUAGUUUACGUAGGAGUAACUUUAAUGUUAGUCAACCGACUGUCUUGUAUAUACAUGGUUACAGCGAACGGUCUCCUGGAAUAAGCGGCUCCAGUAUAAAAAAUGGUUGGUAGAAUAACUGGACUGGAUGCGGCUUAUCCUUUGUAUAUGAAUACUGGAGCUGAAGGACAUUUAACUGCCGCCGACGCCGAAUUCGUCGAUCUUAUACACACUGACGGCGGUGUCCUCGGUUUCCCUAUUCCCUUGGGCCACGCAGACUUUUACCCGAAUGGUGGCAGGCCAUUACAGCCUGGCUGCAACCUCGAGAAUGUCCUUGCCAUGGGCAUCAGCAAAAUUAUUAAUCGAUAUAUUACAUGUAGUCACCAUCGGGCCUGGCGCUUCUACGUCGAAUCCAUAACCGACCCGACGGGAUUCCCUGCGAGUCGCUGUCCCAAAUGGCGCCCGGAUAUCCGCGUUCAUUGCCGCUGGACACCCGAUGCUCUCAUGGGUUACGCCGCGAAUCCGCGUAUCAGAGGGAUGUACUAUCUACGCACCAACGCCAAUCCACCCUACGCCCGUAAUAUUACCGGCUAUUGUUAAUAGGAUGGGCUAUUAUUGAAAGAAGAAAUUGUCUGACUAUGAAUACGGAAUCUGAUUUAUUUAUCAAGUUCAAUUGGUAAACAUAAUACUGAAUUAAAAUGUU